AUACUGCUGGCAAUAAAAAAUCAAACGUCAACGUUUUACGUCAACUUUUUUUCAUUUAGCUGUCACUUUGAGAAGUUGGCGAUUCAUUUUGAUCUCGUGGAAUUUAGUAAUUUCGUGUUUUAAUUUUAAUUAUUGUGAUAAUAAUUAGUGUUAAUAAUUCAAAAUGGCCGACCAACAGAAUGCACAAGCCGGUGAUGCAGGCCCACCAAAGGGCAUCCCCGCAUUCAAGGCUCAUGUGGCUGCCAACAAGAUAGACGUGGCCAUGUGGGCCAUCCGUCUAUUGACCGUCACACUGGUGCUCGGAUACAUAUUCCCAUUCUUUAUCAAUGCGGAGUCAGCAUUCUACAAAGCCCUGCUGGCCAACGCGGCAAUAUCCGCCCUGCGUCUUCACCAGCGUAUCCCGGCGCGCGAGAUCGCCCUGUCCAGAGAGUUCCUCACCCGGCUGUUCCUGGAGGACAGCGCGCAUUACCUGUUCUACUCGCUCGUGUUCAUGAACGCCACGCCUAAUCUGUUGAUUCUGCUGCCGGUAUUCCUGUUUGCAUUCCUGCACUCCGCCUCGUAUUCACUCACCAUCUUGGACACGCUCGGCCAGAACUCGAUCCCCAUCGCCCGGCUGCUCAUAGCCCUGGUUGAGUUCAAGUCGCGCGACAUCCUCAUCUACGCCGCGUUCGCCGAGCUGCUGCUGUUCCCCGCCGUGGUGGUCAUGGCCUUUUUCGGCUACUGCGGCCUCCUAACUCCCUUCGUGUACUACUACUUCGUGUCGUGGCGCUACACGUCGCGCCGCAACCCGUACACGCGCAACACGUGCCGCGAGCUGCGCGUGCUGGCCGAGAGAGUGGCCGCGUGGCCGCGCACGCCCGCCGUGGCCAGUAGAGGGAUAUUGGCUGCUGUUGGGUUGGUCUGUCGUAUGGCUCCCCCUAUGGAGGUUCAGCAGUAAAGAAAAUGAAUUGGCUAUAGCUGCAACGUCGGACUACCCAGAAGUUGAUGCCAAUUAUAACGUAAUUUGUGAGGAAAGAUACGUUUCUCUACAAUAUUUGAAACACUGGAUGUGACUUGUGCAUAAAACAAAGCAAUAAAAUAUUGGCGGGAAAAUCCCUGACGCCACCUUUUGGAAUAAAAGUUUUUGUACCAUACCCUCAAUAAUGCAGUACAAAUGUGCAAGUAUUGUGAGCAAAGCAAUUUUUACCGUAAAAUUUAUACAUUGAUAAUGCCAUUAUUAUUAUUCUAAGGUUUCUAAAAUGGAACUUAUUAUACAUCAGAAAAUGGAACCGCGGUAUUUAUUUUACUGUUUAUAUUUAAACUAGUAUUAUACACUGUAUUAUUGUUCGUACAAUUUUUAGCUCAACUAUUGUUCUUUCUUUUUGUAUAUAGGUACAAGUAUUAAGACCAGUGAACAAAAUUACCGUCAUAUCAGAAACAUUAUUAUUUUAGACAUUUUGUACUGUUCUUUGUUAGUUUUUACUGUCUCACGAAUGAAGUUUUAACUUGUGAUUUUAAACCACUACUGAAGCAAUGCAUUAAUUAUUAUUAUUUGCUGACAGCAAUAGUAUUUAUUAUUUAACUAAACGGGAAGUUAAUAUGGUAUUCAUUUAAGUUUAAUAUUAUUUUACGAGGAGGUAUGAACAACUUGGUCCAAUUUUGUUUAGAAUUGUAAGGAAACAUAGUCUAAUAUAUAAGCAUGUUGUAUAUUUUUUAUUUAUUUCACCUCAAUUUCAUAAAUUGUUAUAUCUAAAAUGGUUGUCUUUGCAUUUUGAAUAGUCACAAUUUAUUUUAGUACCAAUGUCAUUCCAACACACCUUGCAUUAAAUUUUGAAAAGAUUGAAUAAGCAAAAUAAUGUUUUUGUAUGUUACAAACCUUUUUUUACAUCGAAUACUUAUUGUGAAAUGGCGAGCUACCCUGUAUGUGUUAGUUAUAAAUGCACUUGGUUUUGGGUGAUAUGUAGUCAGGAUUUUUAAUAAAACGUUAUAAACUAUA
Molecule: messenger RNA, 1975 nt
Organism: Plutella xylostella (diamondback moth)
Lineage: Eukaryota; Metazoa; Arthropoda; Insecta; Lepidoptera; Plutellidae
Gene: Kr-h2
Product: transmembrane protein 33-containing Krueppel homolog 2
Biological process (GO): endoplasmic reticulum tubular network organization; membrane organization
Cellular component (GO): endoplasmic reticulum; membrane
Source: RefSeq, a predicted model, not a curated record